This is a messenger RNA of Rhagoletis pomonella (apple maggot), 6108 nucleotides long. RefSeq names its product tropomyosin-1, isoforms 9A/A/B (gene Tm1). Gene Ontology annotation, molecular function: actin filament binding. The transcript has 8 exons. Gene Ontology annotation, cellular component: actin filament. The coding region runs from base 1808 to 5218 and encodes 1136 amino acids. The record is from RefSeq and is a predicted model, not a curated record. Gene Ontology annotation, biological process: muscle contraction; actin filament organization. Lineage: Eukaryota; Metazoa; Arthropoda; Insecta; Diptera; Tephritidae.
GGGGUCGAUGGGUUGAUGGUCGACGGUCAUGAAUUUUGUGUAGUGUGCUAUAGCCAGCAAGUCAAGUGGAACAUUUUUAAGAGACUAUCGAAAGGGAGAGAGUGUGAGAGCAUAGCAAGUUGCUAGAAAGUUUUUCGAAUAUUUGUGCUGUAUGCGCUAAUUAAAUAGAUCACUGGGAGUGUAAACACAACCUAAUGCUUUGUCAUAGUAGGGGGUGGUUCAAGUGAGUCAAGGCAAAGUACAAAUAUACAUACAUACAUAUGUAUAGGUACGAAUAGCAACUGCAGAGAGCGAGAGCGUAUGCGGUUGUCGGCAAUCAUAUGGAAUAGCAGGAGGAGUAAUUAAGCGUUUGAUGGUCAAACUCGCUACAUAUGUACAUGUACAUUAUAUGUAUCGACAUAUGAGUAUUACGUGCCACGGGAAUGGCAAUAGAAGCAAAGGCAACAGCAAUAGCGCCAGCAGCAGCCAGCUGUGGUUAGAAGUAGCAGCAGCAUCAGCAGCAGAAAUUAAAUCAUCGUAGAAGUGAGGCCAACUAUGCCGCCGCAUAAUUAAAUCGAAGAGUCAUAUCAUACAAUCCAACGUAUUUGAUUGUUGAAGGGAUUUACUCAAAAGAAGACAUUUGGUUAAACAUAUAAAUUAAAAAAAUUCCAAACAAAUCAAUUACAAUAAACUAGAAACUCUAUUUUGAUUUAAUGCAAGUUAAAUAAAUGUUUAGAGUGGAGAUUUUAUGGAAAACUGGCGUAUUUGCAAAAAGAUAUAUAUAACGAAAAAUCAAAUGCCAAGAAUGCUGAGUGAGUGGGAGCGCAUAGUGAAAUUUUGUGAGAAUCGCAAAUAUUGACGUAAAUUGAUUUACAAGCACGGAAGCACGGAUAUAUGCAACCGAUUAGCAAAAUUAUUUUCUGAAUUUAUAAAUAAAAUUUACCGAUCAUUACCAAAUCACGCGAUUUUUGCGUUAACGGGUGUGAUAAAUAUUAACAACGUCGGUACCAGCGGCUGAUAUGCAUAUGCAUGUAUGUAUGUACCUAAUGCAAACGUACAUAGCACGUACAUAUUAAGCUAGUGAGUAUGCAUAUGUAAACAUGGUUGCAUAGAUACACAAACAUUUAAAAACUGUAAAAUCAAACUUAAUUGCUAUCGAUAAAUUAAAACUUUACCAUUUUGCUGAGUUAAACAUUUAUCUGCUAUGACUAUUACAAAACCUAUUAUUCCAACAACUGCAAGAUGAUUACAAAAAAAUAUGCGGCGGUAACGAGUGAUUGAGACCCUGCUGUGCAGCAUACAUAAAAUACAAUACAGCGUGAAAAAGGCACUGGCAGCAUUUGAUGAGGAGAAAGUACAUGAAUGUGAAGAUUACGAAAUGGAAAAUAUAAAACAUUAAACGCAAGUCGCAGCAAUUUGUGUGCAUACAUACAUACAUAUCAUAAACAAUUAGAAACAUUCACAACAGAUUAGUAACAUAAACAAGAACAGCGGCAGCAGGAAAAACUUUGUACAGCGUGAUAACACAAUCUAUGUAAACUAUAGCAUUGACUGCAAACAUGUACACAGUUAACAGCAAAGACUAGAAAUCUUAUCAGUCGCAGUCCACAAAAACUGAACAGCAACAGGAAACAAAAACUGCAUUGAUAGAUUGACAGUUGAACCUUUACCCGCAACGGCAGCAGAAAACGCAUUCAGAUUAUAAAAAUUCAAACAGUUCGACAUUUUGAUAAAUCACUUAUUCACUGGAUUUUCAUGAAAUCCUAAAGAUUAACUUAAUCUUGUGCGCAAAUUCGGGGAAAAAACUUCUACACCGAGCAAACUCAUUAUGAUUCAACGAACACUGUGCGCUCAUAAUACAACAAAUACAAACGCAUGGCAAGUAGUGAGUUAUAAUAAAAAGGCACAAUCGAAAACCCUUUCUAAGGCAAAAGGAGGAGGUGGUGGAAGCACCGACAAAUCAAAUACGCAAAUUAAAAAUAUAACAUUAAAUAAGAAUACGCAAGCAAUAACAAAAUCACAAACUAAUGUCGCAUUGCUUGCGAGAGUAACAGCGAAUAAUCAAAAGAUCUCAAGGACGAAAACGUCAACAAAUCAACGAGGAAAUUUGGCGCACUGUGCCGCAGCCGCCGCCACAAUCAAGCAGGCGACAACACCCACAGUUGGCAAAAUAAAAACGAAAGUUGGCAGCGUGCCAACUCAGCAGCAGCAGCAGGCACAACAACAACAACCAAAUUCACAGCGCCAUCAACAGCUACCGCAACAAGUACAACGGCAGCAGUCGCCUUUGUUGCAUAUCCGUCGUCGACGCGCAAAUCAAGAGAUCCGCCAAAUUAAACGCGCACACCGCCAUCUAUUGACCAGUGGCGGUUGUGACUGGCAGCACCAACAAGCGGCCAAUAGUUCGUCAACAGGUGUGGCAACCUUGCGCACCCGUAAUCGGUUUGGGACCAAAUGCAUUACCAAAUUCGGUUUGGGAACAAAAGCACUUCCGGUAGAAGUCAAGUGUCAAACGAAGAACAGCUGUUUAGCGACAAAGAAGAAACAGCAAAAGUACCAGCAGUCGCACCAACAAAAACAGCAGCAAAAUCAGCACCAACACAAGGCAAAAUUGCAAAAUUUCAUGAAAAAUGCCCACAGUGGCGGAGGAGCAGGUAGUUGCAGUAGCAGUAGUAAAAAACAAAAUCCACCAAAAGGUAAACAACCAUUAAAUAGCGUACAUGAACUAAGCAAGCACCUUGACGAAACUUAUGCAGAGUCUGUAAUUUCAUCGCGUUGGGACUCGAUCGAGGAGCAAUUAAAUUAUCUGGAUAAGCUGCUAUAUUACUGUGAUGACGAGCAGGAUGCUUGCAGUGUUCGGAAUUCUAGUGUAAGCAAACUGUGCGAUAGCAACGGGGAGGGGGCCAAAUCAGUUGAGGUUUACUACGAAGGUGACGUUGACGACGACUACGAGAGUGACUGGAGUGUUGAGUGGAGCGAUUCAGAUAUGUCAACUGGAGCAAAAGGUUCGGAAGAUGCAGACGUGCUGUCCACUACAAGUGGCGCUGGUUCUGCAUCUACAACGACCACAUCACCAUUGGUGCCUUCCACGCUUAAGCGACGCGGACAUCAGCACCACCCGCGUUUUUCAGGUACACGCCGUCCCAAUAUUCCCAAAGUUCAAGAGAUACUCGCUGCACUUUAUCGCGGCGAUUCACAGAGUGUGCUCACGAAUCUACGUCAAGCAGCGCAAGCUGUGCAAGAAGAUAACGCUGCGGCUGGCACCGGCAGCGAUGUUGAAACUGUUUCGUCCACAAUGGGUGACUUACAAUAUACAGAUGAGCCCGAUGAAGAGCUAGAUUUGCAGCCUACAAAGCCCACAGUGCUCAAUUUGCCACUAACAGAUUCGGUAACCAACUCGAUGGGCAGCAACAGCCCAACACCGACAGAUGACAGCAGUAUGGUGGAUGAAGGUGUGGUAAGCGCACAAACGCCCACAAGCACUACUGCAGCUGAGAGUGUGACUCCAAAAUCACAAAAAAGUAAAUCUAAACGUGAUAAAGCCGAGAAGGCAGAACGUUCGGAUAGGAAAAGGAAAACGAAGAAAGAUAAAAGUAAGCGCGCUUCCACUUGUUUAGACGCAGAGGGUAAUAUAACUAGCUCUGCUGACGCGAAUGCAGCAGCAGAUGAAGGUAUUGCAAUUGAUGAUGAUGAUGUGCAAGCGGCCGAGUGGGCUAAACUGCGUUGCACCAGUGAAGCUGCUGAAAUCGUAGCAGAACGUGAAGCGCGGCGUAAUAAAGGGCGUUGUGCAGACUAUCCGGGCCUAGCAUUUGGACGGUCCAUAUUUAGUUCGGAUACUAUGAUGAAGUUCAACAUUAUACGUAACGAAUUACAUAACAUCAUGAAAACGCAGCUCAAAAGGGCUGAAUCAGAAGUAGCAGCAUUGAACCGUCGCAUUCAAUUGCUCGAAGAAGACUUGGAACGUUCAGAGGAACGUUUGGGAUCAGCCACAGCCAAGCUUUCGGAAGCAUCUCAAGCUGCCGAUGAGAGCGAACGCGCUCGUAAGAUCCUUGAGAACCGCGCCCUUGCCGAUGAAGAACGCAUGGACGCACUUGAGAAUCAAUUGAAGGAAGCUCGUUUCCUUGCUGAGGAGGCUGACAAGAAAUACGAUGAGGUUGCCCGUAAAUUGGCCAUGGUUGAAGCUGAUUUGGAACGUGCCGAGGAACGCGCCGAGCAAGGAGAGAACAAAAUUGUGGAACUUGAGGAAGAACUCCGCGUUGUCGGUAACAACUUGAAAUCCCUUGAAGUUUCAGAAGAGAAGGCCAACCAACGCGAGGAAGAAUACAAGAACCAAAUCAAGACCCUGAACACCCGUCUAAAGGAGGCUGAAGCCCGUGCUGAAUUCGCUGAACGUUCCGUUCAAAAGUUGCAGAAGGAAGUCGACAGGCUCGAAGAUGAUCUUAUUGUUGAGAAGGAACGUUAUUGCCUUAUUGGCGACAGUCUUGACCUGGCCUUCCUGGAUCUGAUACCCGGACUUGAACCAUUCUGGACGCCACGCAAUCCCAAACCGCCAACACCUAAAUUGCCAACGCCCACUCCUGAGGAAAUUGCCGCUGCAGAAGCUGCCAAAGCUGAGGCGGAAGCAGCAGCGGCUGCAGAGGCGGAAGCAGCCGCAGCAGCAGAAGCUGCCGCAGCCGAGGGUGGAGAGGCUGUCGUCAGAAGACCUUCAGGCGCACCACCAGGCGAAGCUGCGGCCGCGGCCGCUGAGCCUGAGCCAGUCAAGGAACCAACACCACCACCGCCACCACCACCACCAUUUGAAUACUCCAUUGAUUUGCCACCAGAGGGCGCUGAGGUGCCAUUCGUCAAGAACUACGAAGGACCACCACCUGGCGCGGAACCAGCAGAAGGCGAAGCUGCAGCACCAGCUGAAGGCGCACCGCCAGCGGAAGGCGCACCAGCAGCUGCCCCGCCGGUUGAGGGAGCUCCGGCUGCUGCCGCACCUGCAGAAGGUGCUCCAGCUGCCGCAGCAGCACCAGCCGAAGGUGCACCCGCAGAGGCAGCCGCGGCUCCACCAGCAGAAGCUGGCACACCGGCGCCUGCUCCGGAAGCGGCUGCCCCACCAGCUGCUGAGGGCGCGCCAGCAGCAGAAGCCGCACCUGCUGCCGCAGAGGCUGCUCCAGCUACCGAAGCUGCACCUGUCGCCGCAGAGGCUGCUCCAGCUGCAGAGGCUGCCCCAGAACCCGCGCCAACAGCUUAAUUUAGGUGGUGAAUCGCUGUCUCAAAAAAGUAAAAUUUAUGUAAAAAUUUAAUAUGCCAGCACCUGGAGUGCAAAGACAACCUCUUCUUAGGGCGCGACAAUCACAUACGCGCAUAGGCAAUAAACACAGCCGCUAUGAAAGCUGCCAGUUUUAUUUAGUUGUUUGCAUGAACACGUUUAUUUUAGAGGAUCCACAGUAAAAUAUACUAGGGCUGUUCAGGAUAUUGUGGAAAUAGUCUUGAACCAUGGCAACCGUGAACAGCCCUAUUGUUUUAAAACCUAUUUAAUUUAAACCAAUGCAUUUGUUAUGUUUAUUUUCCUCUUUAUUUAAUAUUGAAAAUAAAAAAUCUAUAAAAAAUUAAAAAUGCUAUUCGGAAAUAAAUUGCCUGCCUAUUGGCGGCGGCUGUAUUGUGAGGAAGUUUUUACUUUUCGCUAAUAGCAGCUUGCCAGCUUAUUUUGUAUUUGCUUUUUAUGAGAAAACAAACGCUCUUUAAAUAAUAAACCGCAAAGCGACACGGCUGCUGCACUAACAACGACAAGAAGCCAAUGCGAAUGUAUGAAGCCGCUUUUGAACCUUCCGCCGUCUAAUGAAGCAAGAAAAGGUAAACUUUAUUUUUAAUUAAUGUAUUUUAUUUUUUGUUUUUGUGCUUUUAAUUUUGUUUUCCAUUACGUGAAUACAAUUUAAUUUUUAUCUGUUAUCGAACACUAUGAUUGAUUUAUUUUUAAGACGAAACAAUGGAUUUCUGAGAAAAAUCGUAUUAAGUAAAAUGCAAUUUUUUUCUUUUGACUCGAAAUAAAUUAACUUAAUUAUAUUUAUUCUUGAACCUUCGAAUUUAUUAUUUAAUAUGAUUUCCAGAAACUAACACUCACUACACCCACUAGAAACCGAC